CCAAAUUCUGGAUUGCAUCAACAUUUUCUGUAGGAUAAGAAGCUGUUAAUGUCUAUUUUUUGGAAUGUAAUUAAAGAAAGACCUUCAGGCCAUGUUGUGCCCUGUUUGUGCAAAGUUCCAAUAACGCGUGCAUCCCUUGACUCCUGCGGCGCGUUGUUUUUCGACUCUCGUGGUGAUAUGUUCUCCUCCCGCGCGUGGAAACAGGAGGACAGUCAGUCAGAAUCUCUCCUCCCACUCCACAUCAUAUUCCUUCAUUCUCCGCUCAUUUUCUUUCUCCGUCUCUGAGCCCAAAUGUCUCCUGCUUUCACCAGAAACUCCCCUCAGGACUGACUUGAACCAGUUCCUCGACGCAGAGCGUUUAUUUACUCCGUUCAUUUUGCGUUGCAGAAACAUGUCAAGCCGGGUCAGCGUUGCGAUUUUGCGGUUCAACUGUGUUUUCUUUCUGGCUGCGAGCCACGUCAAGAGCUCUGAACCGGAUUACCUCUUUCCAGACACAGAACAAGAGCUCUUCAUCAAGCAGCACGCGGAGUUUUAUGUGGAUCAUCCUGAAAAAGUGGACGGAGAUGGGAAUUUCAUCUCCUACUCUUUAUCACAUCACUUCUCUGACAGGCGUCAUAAGAGGGACCUGAUUUCAGCAGAGAGGCGAGUGUAUUACAAACUCAACUACAAAGGUCAGGAGUUCACUCUCAGUCUAACCACUAAUGACAAUCUGCUCUCCAAUGAAUAUGUGUUGGAGAAACACAACGGGAGUUUCACAGAAAAGCAGUCGCACACAUCUGGGAGCGGCGGCUGCCACCUCAUUGGCACAGUGACUGAUGGUUACGUGCAGGGAACCGCUGCAGUCAGCACCUGUGAGGGACUGACAGGGCUGUUAAAUUUACCACAGGGGGCGCUAUUGAUCGAGCCGGUCCGUGGCCACACCCCAAAUGUCACUCAUCCAGGACACCCACAUGUGAUCUACUGGAGUUCAACCUGGAGUGGACUCAGAUGGCGACGUAGCACUGAUCCACACAGCGUUCAUCAUAGUCCCUGUGGGGUCAAAGAUGGUUCUGAGUUUUCCCAACAGGUGGAGCAGGAGAGAGAGCACUGGGAGCAGGAGCAGCGCCAGCAGGGUGGGGAUCGUAAUCAUGAUCCGGGUGAAGAGUGGACACGACCCCGGAGGAUCUCCCCUCGCUCCAUCAGCAAAGAGCGCUGGGUGGAGGCCAUGGUGGUGGGCGACUCCAAACUCGUGGACUACCACGGAAGUGGAAACGUUGAGUCCUACAUCUUUACCAUCAUGAACAUGGUGGCUGGAAUUUUUCACGAUGCAAGCAUCGGUAAUGCUAUCCACAUCGUAUUGGUCCGGCUCAUUCUGCUGCACGGAGAGGAGAAAGGCCUGAAGAUCAUUCACCACGCUGAUACGACUCUCAACAGCUUCUGUACCUGGCAAAAAAACCUCAAUCCUCAAAGUGACACUCAUCCUGCACACCAUGACGUUGCUAUACUCAUCACACGGAAGGAUAUCUGCGCAGGCAUGAAUCAGCCGUGUGAGACGCUGGGCUUGUCUCACCUGUCAGGCAUGUGCCAGUCACAUCGCUCCUGUAAUAUCAACGAGGACUCAGGGCUACCUGUCGCUUUCACCAUUGCUCAUGAACUUGGACACAGUUUUGGAAUCCAUCAUGACGGUCAAGGGAAUGACUGUGAGUUAGUCGGGAGGCAUCCCUUCAUCAUGUCCCGUCAGCUCCACUACGACUCGUCUCCUCUCACCUGGUCGUCCUGCAGCAAGGAGUACAUCACACGCUUUCUGGAUCGUGGUUGGGGCUUCUGUCUGGAUGACCGGCCAUCUAAGAGGGACCUCAGCUCCCCGAUGGCGGUGCCAGGAGUGCGAUACACCCCCCAGCACCAGUGCCAGCUGCAGUACGGACCCAACGCCACCAUCUGCUCAGAAGUGGAAAAUGUGUGUCAGAUUCUGUGGUGCUCUGUAAAUGGAUCAUGCCGCUCCAAACUGGACUCGCCGAUAGAUGGAACCAGGUGUGGGCCUGAGAAGUGGUGUAUCUCUGGUGAGUGUGUGAUCGUAGGGAAGUUACCGGAAACAGUGCAUGGAGGCUGGGGUCCCUGGAGCACCUGGUCUCACUGCUCUCGCACCUGUGGAGCCGGAGUCCAGUCAGCAGACAGGGAAUGCAACCAGCCCAAACCUGAGUUUGGAGGCAAAUAUUGUACAGGCGAGCGGAAGCGCUACAGAGUUUGCAACACAAAACCUUGCGCCAGAAAACAUCCCUCCUUCAGAGAGAUGCAGUGCAGUGAAUUUAACACUGUGCCGUACCACAAUGAACUCUACGAGUGGAUACCUGUUUCAAGCUCAUCUCGUCCAUGCGAGCUGCACUGCAGGCCUGUGGAUGAGAACUUUUCUGAGAAGAUGUUGGAUGCGGUUACAGAUGGAACGCCCUGCUUUGUGAACAACAGCAGAAACAUCUGUGUCAAUGGUGUGUGCAAGGAGGUGGGUUGUGAUUUUGGCAUUAAUUCUAAUGCUAAAGAGGACGGCUGUGGUGUUUGUCUCGGUGAUGGAUCCACUUGUGAGACGGUGAAGGAGAACUUUGUGGCGCAAGAUGGAUUUGGUUACACAGACCUGGUUUUGAUCCCAGAGGGAGCUCGGGAUAUCUUCAUACAGGAAGUGGAAGAGGCUGGGAAUUUCCUUGCGAUCCGAGCGGCUGAUUCAGAUGAGUAUUACCUCAACGGAAAUUACAUAAUUCAGUGGAACGGAGAGUACGAGGCAGGUGGAACCAAGUUUUACUACGAUCGGACGGGUAAUAUGGAGAAUCUCACCUCAGCAGGACCAACAACUGAAGCUGUCAUGAUCCAGCUGUUGUUCCAAGAAGCAAACCCUGGGGUCAAAUAUGAGUACACCAUUAAGAGAAGUCGCCUGCUUGGGAACGAAAUUCUGCAACCAGAGUACAUUUGGAGAUAUGGAGCCUGGACUGACUGCAGCACCACCUGUGGGCUUGGUGAGCAGCAUCAGCCUGUGCGCUGUUUUGAGCCAGAGGUUGGUGUGGUCGAGGAAAUGCUGUGUGACCCCAACACACGUCCUGAUGACAGGCAUCGCAAGUGCAAGAACAUGGACUGCCCUGCAAGGUGGUGGGUGGGAGGAUGGCAGACAUGCUCGUCUACAUGCGGUCCAGACGGAGUGAGAAAGCGCACCAUUCUGUGUGUGCGUACGGUGGCCGGAGAGGAGCGGGUUCUGCACCCUGGAGACUGUAAGCAGCUGCUCAAACCCAAACCUGUGGUACCCUGCAACCGAGACGUAACGUGUGGGUUCGAAUGGACUGUGGGGAACUGGAGCGAGUGCUCUCUGUCUUGCGAUGGAGGGAUAAAGUCCAGAGUCGUCAAGUGUGUGGCAAAACAACCUGGCCGAUGCAACCCUGCCAGUCGACCUCGUUCCACGAUCCUCUGUAACCUCCAGAGCUGCUCGUCCACUAACAAAUGGACGGGUUCUCCAUUCCGACCGCGAUUCCGACCUAGAGUCCCUCCUAAAAUCCCCACGCAGGCCCCCAGGACCCAGACACCAGGAUAUAGCACCACUAUUGUGUCCCCAAACACCAAUACAACCAACACCUCUCCAGCAUCCACAACAUCUGACAUAAUCCAUGAAGACGACCAAGACUUUAUCUUGGUGAGGGACGAUCGCAAAGGCAGUGAUGGUCCUGUAACGGUUCUCACAAAUACUGAGGAUGAGGAGGGAAGUGCAGAUCUGCGGCCCACAGAUAAAAACUACACGCCAGGUUAUGAUUAUAUAGUAGACGAUUCAACUGGUGAAGAAAGGGCACAUGAGAAUAAUAUGUUCACCAGCACACCUGAAGAAUUACCCACAUCCACUGUUCAAUCACUGAAUACUAACCUCUCCACGACAAAACCAGACACUACUAGAAGAACCCAAUACAGUGAUUAUUUGACAACAACCCCAGUGUUGCAGAAAACAACAAGCUCACAUGAACCAUAUACCACACCAAACCCAACAGUUCCACAAGCAACUGUUCCUACAGUGAAGAUACUGAGAAAAGCCUCACAAACACCAAACAGUCAGAGCAAAGGCAAUGCUCCUAAAGCAGUCAGGCAGAAGCCAGAGACGGCGACCAUCACUGAUGACUAUGGAAACCUGAAUGCACGAGAUCCCAUCAGCAGGAAUGCAUUUUGGAAAGUGGGCAACUGGAGUGAUUGCUCCACUACGUGUGGUCUUGGUGCGGUGUGGCGGUCAGUAGCCUGCAGCUCAGAGCGUGAGGAAGAUUGUGCCAGUGUGAAGAAGCCAGAACCUGCCCGCAGAUGCAACCUGCGACCCUGUGCCACCUGGAAGAGUGGAAACUGGUCUGAGUGUCCUGAAGGCUGUGUGACUGAUAUGAAGCAUCGAGAAGUGCAGUGCAUCAACACUCAGAGCAGACGUCCACUGAGGCCUUUUCACUGUCAGGCUCUUUCAUACAAACCACAGAGCAGUUUGCCCUGCAGCACCCGGCCCUGCCUGCAGUGGAAGUCCUCACCCUGGGCAGAGUGCUCUAAAAGCUGUGGGCACGGAGUGAAGGAGAGACGUGUGUACUGCCCUGAGUACCAGCGCUGCAACGUCACGCUCAAACCCAACAACACUGAGUCUUGCAACCUGCAGCCCUGCACCAGCUGGGCCACUGAAGCCUGGGGUCAGUGCUCCAGAAGCUGUGGUGGAGGGGUGCAGAAGCGAGCCGUGUGGUGCAUAAAUGAGGAAUCCGGCGAGGAAGAAAAGGUGUCACUGUGUGCAAAAAACAGUAAACCUGACAGUGUGCAGAACUGCAACCCAGAGGAGUGUAAAACUGAUUUAGGUCUAGUUUGUAAGAAAAACAGCAUGUCGACACGUUUCUGUGAGAAACUCAAGCUGCUGGGUCGCUGCUCGCUGCGCUCGAUCCGCAAGCAGUGUUGUGUCACUUGCAUGAUGUAACACCACAGAGGUCAGGUUUGGGUCAUCGACCAAAAGCACAAACUACUGGACACAAAGACGACCCUCUCAAAUAUAGAAAAAUAUGUGGUUUUUACUUGAACAAAGGAAUUCUAGACAUUUGACUCCAUUUUUCUUAAAAUGCACCUUGAAAUGCUUCCAAAAACAUCAAGAUUUAGUUACAGGAUUCAACAUCAGUUAACAUAUAUGUUAGUUUUUGCACUCGUUUUGUAGUUUUUAUUUUUGUUUUUCUUCUUUUUAACCCGAAAAGGUGUGUUUUGACUGGUUCACCAGUCAAGAACAGGUUAAAGACGCACCAAGACACCUAUCUUUACAGACCCACUUUUUAAAAUCUUAGAUCAGUUGGAAACUGGCAUGAAACAAGCAAAAGUUUUUGCACUUACAGGCUGAUAGUCAGGUUAUUCAUUAUAAACUGUCGUUGUUAUUAUCUGAAGUGUCAUGUGACCACUGUCUGAUGAACAUUACGCAACUCUUUCACAGUCAAAAUGUGCAGUUCUUACAUUAGUAUAGUUUUACUAACUUAUUUUGCACAAAGCUUAGGUUAACUCAGUAUUUGUGGAUAUGUGUGCAAAAUGAUUAACUAAUUAGCCCAAGUUGUUACUAGAUAGUAUAUUAAUAGGCUGCAUGAAAAAAUGUUACAGUCUCAGGUUGUUUUUGUUUUAUUUCAUUUGCUAUGAAAGAUACUUUUAAUUUGCAUAGACAAAGAAAAUAACAACACUAACAUUUCAACAUAACUUAAGAAUAAAUUUUCUCCACAUUUUUUUUUUUUUUGAUUAUUAGUUUUAAUUCAGUGGAUACUGUCAUUUAAAAAAAAAUGACCUGAAAAAGAAUCUAUGUCCUGCUAUAAACAUAUGAUGACUAAGAUUAAUCUUUAUAAAUGUAGAGAAAAUUAAAAAGGAAAUGACUGUAAAGUAAGAAAAAUACGAAAAGGAAAUUACUGAGAUGGAGAAAUGGUACUUUAUAAACUAAAUAGUGUUCUUGUCAUUCCAUUAAUCAUAUUUAGUGUUGUGAUAAAAAUGCAGGUAUGAAUAUUUCAGUUACAAAAAAAAUCCGAAGCAUCAAAAUUUUUGACCUUACAAAAGAUUUAGUCUACUUUAGUUUCCAUUUAAAUUAUUGUUAUUUUAAUAAAAAUUGCAUUUCUUAAUACUUAACAAAUAAUAACCAUAAAUAGUUUUUGAAUGAAUCUUUACACAGGAUCUUAGAUAUUUUUUACUUUAACAUUACUCACCCUUAGGCCAUCAAAGAUGAGUUACUUCAUUAGAAAAGAUUUUCCUAUUUUUAUUUUAUUUUUUAACUGGAGGAAGCAAUAUUAUGAAUAGAAUAGCAAUAUUAUGAAUAUGAACUCUUAUUUUGUCCAGAAGCGAUGGUUUAAUGUUAAAACUCUAUGGACUUUUUUCUUACAAAACCUAACUUUUCAGUUCUCAAAAUGUUAUGUGAUGGACUGGAGUGGUGUGGAUUACUUGUGGAUUAUUGUGAUGUUUUUAUCAGCUGUUUAUGCUCUCAUUCUGAUGGCUCCCAUUCACUGCAAGGGAACCAUUGGUGAGCAAGUGAUAAAAUGCUAAAUUUCUCCAAAUCUGUUCUGAUGAAGAAACAAACUCGUCUACAUCUUGAAUAGCCUGAGGCAAAUACAUUUACAGCAAAAUAUUAAUUUUUGUGUGAACUGUUCCUUUAUCUGCACUGUGUUUGUAGCUCUAUUUGCCAGAGGCAGUGCUGAAAGAACUAGUGGAAAACUCCCCGUGCUCACGUUUGACCGAGAAUCGAAUGACAAAGUUGUCACCUCAUGAUUACCCCUUAUCACGUCACCUCAAUCUCUUUCUCAUUCUAACGAUAUUUUUAACGUAACGUAAUGAUAUUUUGUGCAGCUUGCUGCUGAAGAGAUCUUCAGGAUAUAUCGCAAGCUGUUUCAUUUUGAUUACAUCGCUUUAGUAUUCUGAUUGUUGGAUUUGCAUCUUGCAGCACAUAGCGAUCGUGAGAUAUGGAUUGCAUCAAGCAAAAGGGCUACAAUCUGCUGGAUGUUGGCAAAGUUGAAUGCUUCUGUGAUGAUUUACACUCGGAAAACCCUGGCUGCCUCGGCUGAGAGCAUAUACGUGUCUGAGCGCAGCGUGAAUCAGCACUCUGGCAGUGUGAUGGUGUCUGAGAAUCAGGUGGGUCAUCUUCAGCUGUUGCAUCCCUGGAAGGAACUUUAAAAGCAAUGCUGGCCCACAUCAAUCUAGAUCCCCCUCAACCAGUGGGUUCUGAGAAUAUUUUUCUGAGUGCACAGAGAACAUAAUUUACAAUGCCAACUUUGCAUCUGUAUUGGUGACUGCAUUACAAAAUUCAAUGAAGGCUACACGUCCAGAUCAGUUAGCCCACACACUGGCUGUAAUGCAAGACCCAGAGACAGUAGGACAUGAUAGCAUGCCACCUAUAGAAUCUAGUGUGGCAGCGCUUAUUGUAUCUCCCAAUGAGGCACUUUGUGAGAAUGUACGCUGCCCCAAUGCUGAGUGUAUGCACACUGAUGAGUUACUGUCUCGUGCACAAAUGCUACAGCAAGCCGUGGCUGUGUUUCUAAUUCUUUGGCGCAUAUGCUUGUGGCUCUACAAUCCUCUCUGAGAGAAACUUUAUCUGACCCAUUAGUGACAGACUUGACUGAUUUAUAUUGCAGACUGUGGGUGUUAUUGCCAGUCACCGUGGAACAGCCUUAGGUACUCUUGUGCAAGCUCGACAGCAAGUUAGGUUGGCCCAGUCCUCCUUGCCGGAGGUUAUGUAGGAAUCAUUUUUGGACAUUGGUGUUGGCACCUGGACUAAUUUUUGGACCAGCUGCACAGGAAGCCUUCCACCAUCGGAACUCUCAGACUACUCCAACACCACCUGCUCCACCUCCCAGACAUGGUGGGACUUAACCAUCAGUCUCACAUCCAACCCCCAGAUCCCCAACGUAACCCCCCCGCCUCUACAUGUAAGCGUUUUGUGGGAGCAUGGACGAUCACAUGUCGACAUUGGGCUGUUUCAUGGAAAGUCAAUUGAUUCAUUGGAGAUCAAUAACAACAAUGGGUCUUGACUACGCUUUCAAGAGUGUACCAUAUACAGUUUCGCUGUCUAACUCCUGUUCACAUCGGUGUGAAACAGACAAUAGUUCAUGAUACACGUCAGGCACUUGCGCACAAAGUUCUGGUUUUGUAGCACAAAGGUACCAUAAAAUACACUGAUGCCCAAGUUCAUCCCGGAGGAUUUUUUUCCAUAUAUUUUCUGGUCAAAAAGAAUAGGGUUUCUCCCUAUCUUGGAUAUAAGAAACUUAAACCGUUUUCUCAAGUUUUUCCUGUUCAGAAUGUGUUGCAGGCCAUAAUGCUGCAAGAUUGGUUUGGACAAUAGACUUGUAAGCAAACUUAUUUUCAUAUUCAUAUUGCACCAGAGCACGGUUCCUUCGAUUUGCAAUAGGGGGUCAAAUGUUUCAGUUCGGGGUUCUUCCGUUUGGCUUGGCUUUGGCACCAAUAAUUUUUUUAAAGUUCAUCCAGGCAGCAUUGGAACCACUCUAGAGGACAGGAAUGAGACUGUUACAGUACUUGGAAGACUGGCUUGUCUGUGCUGCAUCACCCCUGCAGGUAAUGGAUGAAGCUCUUCACCUGGAGGAACACAUCACAUCUUUGGGGAUCACUGUGAACUGGGACAAAUGCAAGCUUGUUCCAUCGCAGUCAACCAGUUACAUAGACCUUGCUCUAAACUCACAAUGUCGGUUUACCUGACUUAAAAGAGAAUAGGGUCAAUUCUAAGAGCUAUGAAGAGGCUUCGGGUGGGUCACACUCAUUGCUAUGUGGCACUCUUGAGAAGCUCACAGCAACAGUAGUACCACUCUGAUAAUUGUGGCUCAGGCCAAUCCAGGGCUGGCAAUGCCUGUGUCUAAUACAAGACAAAUACACAAAAAUCAGAGUCACACAUCACUGCAUGCAAACACUAGCACCUUGGUCACAGCGGCAUUUUAUCCCCACAGGAGUUCCAUUAGGACCUGCACGCUGGGAAGUCAUAAGGACGGAUGCCGGGGGAGGGUCUGGCGCGUGAGAGGAGUGAAUGGCACCUGGAGAAGGGCUUUGUGCACAAUGCACAUAAAUGUUUUGGAACUGACAGCGGUAUUCCUUACCCUUUUGCUUUUUUAAACUGUUCUCAGGGGAAAGCAUGUCUUGGUGCGUACGGACAACAGAGUGCCCAUUUUUUAUAUCAAUCAUCAGGGAAGCACCAGGUCACAGAGUACCUACCAGGACAGCUUAAUCAGCUCCAGAUGCUCUCUCUCGUGACAGGGCGUUACAGGGAGAUUGCAGUCUACAUUCAGACGUAUGAUAUGGAGAACAUAUGGGACCGCUGCAGUAGAUGUGUUUGCAGACAGUCACACUUCUCACUGUCCUCUUUGGUGUUCCCCGAUGGACAAACCAGAAUCUCUGGGUCUGGAUGCGUUAGCCCAUGACUGGCCAGACGUGAUCCUAUAUGCUUUCCCCCCAUUAACACUGAUUUGGAAGAAUCUGUGUCAGGUGUGUGACUGCAGGCACUGUCUACUGUUAGUGGCUCCUCACUGGCCUGCAAGGGUGUGGUUUCAGACCCUUCUUUCAGUGUUAAUAGGGCCACCUUGACAUCUGCCGAACAGACCAGACCUAUUGAGUCAGUUAGAAAGGAGAGUUUGGCACCCACUUCCAGACCGGUUGAAACUGUGGGUGUGGCCUCUGGGCUCACCGGGUCUCUCUUGGAUUGUUCGCAGAGGGCCAAGGACACUGUUUUGAAUACACAUGUUGUGUCUACACAUAAGUUUUAUUCAUGUAAAUGGAAGGUAUCCUGUGAUUGGUGUUCUAUCCGUUAUAUUGAUCCAUUACAAUGUUCAGUGGGAUGCAUUUUAGAUUUCUUGCAACAUCUUUUGGAGCUUGUAUGUGGUGGCUUUAACAGCUCACUGGUCCGAGUUUGGUGCUUCUUCACUUGGGUCUGACCAGCUGAUUGUUUUCUACUUGAAAGGAGCUGAUCAUCUUUGUCCUCCACAGGCAGACCGGGGUCUGACAUGGGAUUUAAGUAUGGUGCUCAGUUCCCUGUGACAUAUAGAGCUAUAUCCUGUUAGGUCCUUGAGGACUUAAAUUGAUAGGACACCAGCCUGACAUAAGACGGUCCAAUUGUUUGAUUGUUUUAGUGAAAUGCGGAGAGAUGCUGCACUUUCUAAACAGACUGGCACACUGGGUGGCACAGGUUAUUUUACAUGCGUAUAAGUAAGCAGGAAAGUCUGCUCCCUCAUCUAUUUAUUGUCACUCUACACGUGCCUUGGCAACAUCUUGGGCAGUGUUAAAAGGGGUGUAGUUCUUUCAAAUUUGUGCAGCAGAAACCUGGGCUUUAUCAUGUAUAUGUUCAUGUUUUUACUGAUUGAAUGUGACUCCCUUGACAGCAGUGUGUGCUUUCUGCCUGCCCGGAUGCUUCUCAGGGGAUCCCUCAUGACUGUGUAGGUAUUUGUCUUCCACUAGUGCUUUCAGCAAUGCCUUUGCCGGUCUGGAGCGAAAGGAAAUAGAAUGCAGGUUACGAAAGUAACUGUGGUUCUAUGACUAAGUGGAAGACCGCCAAAGUCUCUGGUCAUGAAAAUGAUCUAAAAGAUAGAGGUGACGUGCUAAGGGGAAAUUAUAGUUCAUGGCACAUCACGAGUCACGAGGUGACAACUUUGUCAUUUGAUUCUCGGUCAAGCGUAAACGUGGGGAGUUUUCCACUGGUGCUUUCAGGACUGCCUCUGGUGGUCUUCCACUUAGUCAUAGAACCACAGUUACAUUUGUAACCAGAGUUUUUCUAGUUAAUGUGCUUUUGUUAACGUCAUCCAGCUGUGUGAAUGUUGUAUUGGUGCGGCUCAUGGUGCUGUUAUGGUGCUGCAAACUGUUGGUGCUCUAUGCUUUAGAUGCAUUAUCAGGGUGCUCAAACGGUUAAGACAUUGUUAACCAUUUAAAUGCACAUUAUCACUGAGGAUGGAGGUGUUGCAGGUCAAUCCUCUCUGAACAUUUUAUACUGCUCAACUGUACUGCUGAUAUGAUUAUAAAUAAAUGCAGUCAUGAUGUUUGCAAGA
This is a messenger RNA of Carassius gibelio (silver crucian carp), 11000 nucleotides long. RefSeq names its product ADAM metallopeptidase with thrombospondin type 1 motif, 12 (gene adamts12). NCBI's taxonomy places the organism in Eukaryota, Metazoa, Chordata, Actinopteri, Cypriniformes, Cyprinidae. Gene Ontology annotation, cellular component: extracellular matrix. Gene Ontology annotation, biological process: proteolysis; extracellular matrix organization. The record is from RefSeq and is a predicted model, not a curated record. The transcript has 24 exons. The coding region runs from base 392 to 4933 and encodes 1513 amino acids. Gene Ontology annotation, molecular function: metalloendopeptidase activity.